Messenger RNA from Clonostachys rhizophaga, 1398 nucleotides. The record is from the annotation of a GenBank genome assembly. Lineage: Eukaryota; Fungi; Ascomycota; Sordariomycetes; Hypocreales; Bionectriaceae.
AUGUCAGAUACUAGCACGCAUGUAGAGCUGCCCCCAGAGGAGCGAUCCGCAGACUCUAGCGCCCAGAAUGACGCUGCUACAUCAGAAUCGCGGGCGUUAGUUGUCCGGAACAGGGGACAGAACGGGUUCAGCAAGUAUUUCUAUUCCGGCGUGCUGGGUCUUUUCGCUGUUUCCAUCUCCUUGUUUAGCCGAGUGCUCCCAUUCGCACCACAACUCCGAGCUGAUGACUAUAUGGGGAGGACACGACAAGUCCUAUCGACAACGCCGUUGAUCGAUGGUCACAAUGACCUCCCAUACGUCAUUCGUCAGGAGCUGAAGAACAAAAUCUACAGCCCACGAUUUGACUUUACGGGUCAUCUGCUGAGCCAUACAGACCUUGGCAAGAUGCGUUCUGGUCAGAUGGGCGGGCAGUUUUGGAGCGUCUUCGUUGAAUGCAAAAGCGACGGUGUGCCACAACUAGACGAUCCAACUUGGGUGGUGCGUGACACGCUCGAACAGAUAGAUGUCGUUGGGCGUCUAAUCGCAAAACACCCGAACGACUUGCAGUUUUGCGGCGAUGCAGCCUGUGUUCGAUCCGCAUUUGCAUCCGGCAAGAUUGCCAGCAUGAUUGGAAUCGAGGGAAGCCACCAGAUCGGAAACUCCAUCGCCACCCUUCGACAAAUGUACAGCCUUGGAGCCCGCUACCUCACAUUGACUCACAACUGCGAUACCCCCUUUGCUACGUCGGCAACUUCCGUGGCGGCCGGUGAGAUCGACCGCGGGCUGUCCUCUCUUGGCCACAAUCUGGUGCAGGAGAUGAACAGACUGGGCAUGCUCGUUGACUUGUCCCACGUCUCGCCGCAAACCAUGCGCGAUGUGCUCAAGGUUGCAAAGGCGCCCGUCAUGUUCUCGCACUCCGGAGCCUUCUCCAUCUCCCGGCAUCUAAGAAACGCCCCCGACGACGUGCUCCAGAGUUUGAAACUGAAUGACGGAGUCAUCAUGGUUUGCUUCGUCAAUGAUUUCCUGAACAAAGAUCAUCCUGACCAGACGACGAUUCACGAUAUUGCCGACCACAUCUUCCACAUUGCGAAUCUCAUUGGCUGGCAGCACGUUGGUCUCGGUUCCGAUUUUGAUGGAACAAUCGACGUGCCCAGAGGAAUGGAGGAUACUUCGAAAUACCCUAACCUUAUUCAACUAUUGAUGAAACGCGGUGCCACAGAUAGCCAGAUCCGUGGUCUGGCUGGGGAUAAUAUCUUGCGUGUCUGGUCCAAAGUUGAGCAGCAUGCCAAAUCCGUGCAGGCAAACAAGGAACUCCCUGUGGAGGAAGUAUGGUCAGGGCGCCACUGGUUCCAUGAUUACGACCCCGAGCUGCCUCUCAUGUUUCGAGACAGCAAGAAGGAGCGAAGGGAGGCCGACUAG